CAAAAGUCAUAACCAUACAAAAAGACCCUAAACCCCCACUGUUCUUAAAACCCUCAAGUCUUCUACCAUUUAGGUUUUUCAAAGCGCCCCUCAUCUUUUCUGCUCAGCUCCACCGAAGCACUCUCUCUCUCUCUCCCCUCUUUCUCUCGCCAAUGGCUACAAUACCAGUCAACCCGAAACCUUUCUUGAACAAUCUCACUGGGAAGACCGUGUUCGUGAAGCUUAAAUGGGGAAUGGAAUACAAAGGUUUCCUUGUCUCUGUGGAUUCCUAUAUGAAUUUGCAGUUGGCGAACACUGAAGAAUAUAUUGAUGGACAAUUUACUGGAAAUCUUGGGGAGAUUUUGAUCAGGUGCAACAAUGUUCUCUAUCUUCGUGGGGUGCCUGAGGAUGAAGAAAUUGAAGAUGCUGAACAGGACUGAGAUGUUAACUUUGUAGGAGUGGCUUUGGUUCUAAAAACAGAAACUCAGUAAAAAUCAGUAUUUUGUAUCUUUAUUAUCUGUAGUGUAUUUGAAGGUUCUAUCUGAUGUUUGAUCGACAGGCCUGCGACAUUUAAAAGGCUCUAAUUGACAAAUGACUCAAAGUUUGAUGCUCUACAAGAUUCUCUAUUUUCCUAUUA
This is a messenger RNA of Rosa rugosa (rugosa rose), 616 nucleotides long. RefSeq names its product probable small nuclear ribonucleoprotein F. Gene Ontology annotation, biological process: spliceosomal snRNP assembly; mRNA splicing, via spliceosome. The transcript has 5 exons. Bases 153 to 419 code for a protein of 88 amino acids. Gene Ontology annotation, molecular function: RNA binding. The record is from RefSeq and is a predicted model, not a curated record. Gene Ontology annotation, cellular component: U1 snRNP; catalytic step 2 spliceosome. Lineage: Eukaryota; Viridiplantae; Streptophyta; Magnoliopsida; Rosales; Rosaceae.